UUUGAACGUCGUUCAUUCAGCCGAGAUGACCCCCCAGGGCCGCGCCAACCCAAAGGUCCCAAAGACGGCCCUUUUAAUCGGAAUAAUAAUCGUUACGAAAGACGCCGCGUUUCCGAGAAUAAAGAGGAAGAACCGGAGUGGUUCUCAGAAGGCCCCAUCUCUCAACACGACACGAUUGAGUUGCGCGGAUUCGAUGACUCCGAAAAAAUCAACAAGAAGAAACCCGGAAGUCAGCGUAAAAAAGCUCGCGACAAGGAAAGAUUAAUCAACCGGUAUGGGUCUCAAAAACUCGAUGAGAUCUCAACAGAUAAAUCUAAAGAAGCCCAAUUUGAUAAAGAAGGAGAUAAAGAAGCACCGCAGGCGGAGAAAAGCUCUAACAAAGACGCGAAUAAAGAGAAAACUUCUCAGGUUAUUAAUAAUGCAACGAAAUCGGAAUCGGACGAUUUCAAUUUGGACGAUUUCCUACAAAGCGACAUUCCGAGUAUUUUAAGGAAUGGAAUCGAGAAUCAACCGUCGGGGAGUUCGAAAUUUAGCCAGUGGUUUAAGCGGGAAUCGCCAAUUAAAAAUUCGAACCACAGCAACUCGUCGAUGGAAGACGACCAAAACCAUGUAAUCAACACAAUACUCAACGAUAUCACCGAAUCGACCGUUAAUAUUCCGGGUGACGCCGAAUCGUAUUUCGCCCCGAUUUCCCCCGCGGCUAAUACGACGCCCUCUGGAGUUCCCUCGCAAGCUUUCAUCGAGAUGUUACACAAAAGUAAGCAGCAACAUCAAAGGAGUUCUCAAGGAAAAAAUAUUGGAAUAUCCCCCGCGAAAAUGUUAAGCCUUGAAGAAUUAGAAGCUAAAGUACGUAAAGCCGAAAUAGGCCCAUCAGGAGAUAUGCGCGCGGCGCAUCAAAACGUAACAUCCGAAACCGACGAGAACGCCGCAUUUGAAAAGCUUUUAGCUCAAGACAAUGCGGGAAAUUUAAGCUUGGCGAGUAACGGUCCAACCGCGAAACCUCCCCCGCAACCGAUGAGCCUCAUGGAGAUGUUGUCGCACUCUCAAAAACAAGACGAAGCCGCCCGAAUGAUUCAAAUGAUGAGCGCUUCCGGGUUGUUACCCCCCGAAAUUUACAAGCAAGGUCAACGACAACACCAAAUGCCAUUGAAUGAUAUCGGGAUACAAGUCGCCAGUCGAGAGUUGUUGAAUCGACCGGAAGCUCAAGCUAUUUUUCAAGGACUGAAAAGGGGCGACAUCACGCCGCAGAAUCUUUACCAGCAGCUGGCUAAUCCAGCCAUGCAAUCGAGACACCGCGAGCUCAUUCAGACGAUACUGAAGACGUUGCCGGGUGCUGUGGCGGCCGCCCCCGGACCGAGCCCCAGAGUGCUCAGCCCGAUGGCCCCACAAACCCAGCAACACGCUACGUUUACACCCCAACAACAACAACAACAACAGCAGCAGCAACUUCGCGUUUCCCCGUUACCCCCCGUUAACGCGUACUGCGCAUCGCCAAUUUUAGCCACUAGCCCUAACACCCUUACAAUACCCGCUUUGCAUCAACGUAUUCCAUCCCCGCGCGAGCUCCAACUCCACACGCAACACAUCAUGCACAACGCGUUGAUUAAAAAGAAACUGGAGGAGCAGACCGAGAAUUUCCGAAAAAAGCAGGAGUCGCAACAAAGGGCUCAACAAGUCGGUGGGGCGCCCCCACCGGCUAAAAACGUGGCGUCCCCCACGCAAUUGGCCUGGGGCACGCCAACGUCGGUUUUGCGAAAAAUGACCGCCGAUAAAGAUGAGGGGAAAGAUGCCAACAAAAAUGACCCGAAUAAAAUCGUCCAACAGCAACAAGGUCGCCCGUUAACCGGAAUGCGGCAAACUCAACCCGCUCCGCAACAACAAUGGAACACUCAGUAUCCGCAAAUUAAUAAUAAAGGUAGAGCCAUUGUAAAAAAUAACGCAAAUUACCAACAAGUCCAACAACAUCCACAACACGAUCAAUACAUGUUGCAACAAAGGCUUUUUAAUCAGCAACAACAACAACAGCAGCGAAAACAAACCCAACAAUACAACAUGCAAUUUGGUGGGAAUUUCGGAGGUCAAACGGGACAAUUUAACCAUCAACAAUUGCGGGCUCAACACCAAGCUAGGGCUCAACAUCAGCAUCAAGCUCAAGCUCAACCACAACCCCAACCCCAACAACAAGCUCCGCAACAACAAUCUCAACAGCAACAAUAUGGUCAUCAAUGGAUGUUACAAAAUCAGAACUUUGAUAAUAGACAACAAGUAAUCGGAGGUAAUCGUUCCGGGACUACCAACGGCGGCGAAAUGUCCCCCACAAGUAAUCAAUUGGCGCGUUGGUUCUCUUCGGAUUUACUAGAUCGCGCACGUAAAGGUAAACUGCCGACGAUGCCGCCGAACCUGGCUCAACACGCGCUCAGUUUGGAGGAAAUCGAGCGCCAGGCGACGCCGGCCGUUCAUAAUUGAGAGUCGUUCCCGUACCUGCCGUCGCCCGACAACGACGCCACCGUUCAUUUCCCCCCCGUCGCGUCGCAGGUAAGAACACCAACAAUGAGAUAAAGGGGGAAAAGUUAAUUACAAAAAGAAAUAAUGAGUAAAUUAAAGUUGGGCGAUGUUGUCGAGCGUUUAAAACAAAAAAAAAGUGUAUAUAAAACGUUCUUAUCGCUGUCCCUUGCCCGCUUUAUACGUCAAAAUACACCUUGAUGAUGUUGAUGAUGAUGGAGGUGGGAAAAGGAGGAGGAGAAGGAAGUGUGGAGGUGGUGGGAUUGUUGAUGGUUGUUACAUUCCAGCUCAAAAAAAUGAUUUAAACGAAAGGUUAUAUUUAAAAAAAAAUGAUUUGUUAAGGGACGACCGCCCCCACCCUCAUAUUCCCCAAUCGUUAUCUGGACGUCCCCAAAAAAAAAAAAAAAAACCGCCCUCCUGUGUAUAUAAGUUGCGCAGUGUUCAGUGUACUCUCGAGAUUGAGAUUUUUUUUGUUCGAUUAAUAACUAAUUAAUAAUAAACUUUACGAUAAAUGAGAAAAAA
Onthophagus taurus is the source of this 3024-nucleotide messenger RNA. The record is from RefSeq and is a predicted model, not a curated record. Lineage: Eukaryota; Metazoa; Arthropoda; Insecta; Coleoptera; Scarabaeidae.